AUGCUGAGUCAUCACGUAACGUCACCGUCUGGGGUGAUUCCAGAAAACGGCACAGCCAAGCUCACCCGAGCUCUCACCUUAUCACCUCAACUUUCCUCAACAAUCGCCCUACUCACCAUGAGCUCCGACAACGCCUCGCCGCAGGCAGGACAGCCGGACAAUUCCUCAAACGACUCCUCCCGAGCCCUCCCUGGCCAUAACCCUGCGAUCGCGAAAUAUAACAAGGUCAAGCUUCGACCAGAGUCAAUUGUGAAGCCUGAUCUUUUCACAUUGUACUUUGGAUUUCUCGGCACAACAACCUGGACAAAAAGUGUCGCGUACACAGUGAACGAGCGAGUGGAGAACCACUACGUGCUGACCGCACGACCCCCGACUCAAGAUGAAUUCGAUGCAAUUGUUGAGCACGGAACGAAACGCCUGUACCACGGACGGAUGGGCUUACCAAUCAGCUCAUUCCUCGGAACAGCAUUGCUCUACCGCCAAGCACGCAAGUCACCAAUGUUCCCACGCGAUCCCACGCCAGCCGCAUUGUUCAGUACGCUGCGCACCAUGUGGCUCGAUCCUACCCUCCGAGCCAACUUGGGAAAAGCGGCAUUCAGAAUGACCUUCAUCGUGACUCUCGGCGUCAUGGCAUCGAACGCUUAUGCCGUUUCCAGAGAUGCUAUGCAGACCUUGACGGACCCGCGAUUGAAAUUGUUUAUCGAGGACUUGCGCAAGGCGAACCCAGAGGACGUGCGGAAGCGCAAGAUCCAGGCUGCUAAUGAGCGUCGUCGCAGCAUCCGCAGUGGUGAGCAGGAUUUCGGAUCCCGGAUCAUGGGAUCGUCUAGUGGAUAUGCCGGCGGCGAGGAGUACCAACAGGAGCAGGCGUCUGAUUCUUCUCCGCAACCAAAUUCUUACUCUGAAUACGUGAACUCAAAUGAUACCACGGGGAACUCUCAGUCUGCUUCGUAUGAGUCGUCUACGUCGGGUUUGAAUGCUGGUGCGGUAUGGGCACGCGGUAGGAGUACUCAACCCGAGUCAAAAUCGGCUUUGGACAUCAUGGAUGAGGACGAUGCUAGCCCCACAGCUGCGGAGUACCGGAAUACCAACAUUGAUGGGUCUGGUAGUGCUUGGGACCGGAUUAGACGACAGAAUGCCGCAGCACGCCAGCCUCGACAGCAACCUGGCAUGUCACAAUCUUCACCGAACCAUUACUCUUCAUCUGCUGAGUUUGGUCAGACUGACCAAGAGAAGCAUGCCUCGAGUCAGAAGACCGAGAGGGAUAUAGCACAGGCAGAGUUUGAUCGCAUGAUUGAGGCGGAGAGGAACACUGGUAGUGAAGGAUCACCUCGAAACCGAGGUUGGGGAUCUUGA
Messenger RNA from Penicillium verrucosum, 1353 nucleotides. RefSeq names its product putative endo-1,3(4)-beta-glucanase. The transcript has a single exon. Lineage: Eukaryota; Fungi; Ascomycota; Eurotiomycetes; Eurotiales; Aspergillaceae. The record is from RefSeq and is a predicted model, not a curated record. The coding region runs from base 1 to 1353 and encodes 450 amino acids.